Xyrauchen texanus (razorback sucker) is the source of this 753-nucleotide messenger RNA. RefSeq lists its product as uncharacterized. The coding region runs from base 37 to 753 and encodes 238 amino acids. Gene Ontology annotation, molecular function: nucleic acid binding. The record is from RefSeq and is a predicted model, not a curated record. Lineage: Eukaryota; Metazoa; Chordata; Actinopteri; Cypriniformes; Catostomidae. Gene Ontology annotation, biological process: DNA integration. The transcript has 3 exons.
CCCCAUGCACACCACACUACACACACCACACACCCCAUGCACACCACACACACGCACACCACACCACACACCCCACACACACACACGCACACCACACACCCCACACGCACGCACACCACACACAGUGCUCCCUUGGUAAGGGGCUCAUCUGGCCGUCCACGAUUCUCCAUAACCGAAGAACAGUUGCGUUUUCUGCUAGAAUAUAAUUUUUCUACAAAACAAAUGGCAGAAAUUUUGUGUGUGUCCAGGCGAACUGUGAAACGUCGUUUAAGGGAAUUCUGUAUUUCACUUAGAGACAGAUACACUGAUCUGUCCGACUCUGACCUUGAUAACAGAGUCAGAGAAGUAGUUGGAGGAAAUGAUGAACUUGGAGCAGAGUCAGUCUGGGCACGUCUGGCUGGUCAGGGUGUUGUGGUGCAGCGGCACAGAAUCCGACAAAGUUUAAUUAGGACUAAUCCAGUGGGAGCAGCCCAGAGAGUCACUACACGUAGACUGCACAGAAGAGUCUAUAAGGUUGCCGGGCCAAAUUCAUUAUGGCAUUUGGAUGGUAAUCAUAAAUUAAUCAGGUGGAGGAUUGUCAUACAUGGUGGGAUUGACGGGUACAGCAGGCUUGUUGUAUUCUUAAAGGCUUCUUCCAACAAUCGCAGUGACACAGUUUUCCAUAGUUUUGUAGAAGCCAUUGGCCAAUAUGGUUUACCUUCAAGAGUCCGCUGUGAUAAUGGAGGGAGAAUAAUGCAGUCUGCCUAUUUAUGA